This is a messenger RNA of Gallus gallus (chicken), 3017 nucleotides long. RefSeq lists its product as uncharacterized. The transcript has 5 exons. Bases 70 to 1767 code for a protein of 565 amino acids. Lineage: Eukaryota; Metazoa; Chordata; Aves; Galliformes; Phasianidae. The record is from RefSeq and is a predicted model, not a curated record.
GUUCGCUGCAGCUCUAGCGAGAGGUGGCAGCGGAGGGUCGCAGCUCCCAGAGAGUUCCUGUAAGGAGCCAUGGAGCGCUGUGGCACUGCUGGAUUCCGAAAUCCAGAUGCACUGCUGAGCAUAGCGGGGAAGAGCGGAGAGCUCCGACCCGGAGGACGGAAAAUUGGAGCAGGAGGUAGCGGGCUGCUGGACCUCCCACUCGGGGUCAAAAUCCCUGUGCAGCCUGGCACCAAGCCUGUCUUCUGCAGGACAAAGCUGGGGGAAAAGCUUCACCAGCCUUCUCCUCAUUUUGAUCUGGGAGAUCCAUACUGUCGCCAUCUGCGCACAGAAUACAACAGCCUGCAUGACCCACAUCUGCAGGACUACCACAACCGCAAAGACAACCUGCAGAACCUGAAGAAAAGGGGCUUAGUCACCAAGGAUGGCAAAGUGGUCUGCACGCUGAAAGAGUUCAAUGAGUACAGGCAGUACCUGACCAGGCUGAAGCUGGAGCGCGAGCAAACAAAGAGGCGAGAAGAGGAAAAUCUUGGUCAGAUAUCCAGUUUGAAGAAAUAUGCCCACACCCUGACGAUGAACGUGGACAAAUCUUCCCUGUGCUCAGCCACUACUGUGGACUCUUCAGCCACUACUUGGACUUGGAAAGCCAGUCCACUGCAGCCUCACAAACCAGCUGGCCCUCCUCCACGCAGUAUUCAUCAGUCUGGUCAACGUAGAAGGCUGAAAAUGUCUUUGGUUCAGCAAGACCUUCCGGGAGAUUCCAAGAGCAGAGGACGUACAAUGAAGUUGCCUGUCAAGUUGCCUAAACUUGAGACAAGCAGCAAAGGUGCCAAGCUCCCUGGAAAUAUUCAUACUGAAACUGCCUCAGGAAGAAAGCCACAAUUCCCUGGAGGUCAUGAGGUGCCGGAUCCAUCUGCUGGUGCCUUAAGGAGGGCCUCCCUCAGAAUCAGACAAAGAUUGCCAGGAAGUACAGAUAGAGCAGAGUCUUCGGAGAUGUCCCCUUCCAACCCUGACCAUGACAUUGGACUGCUGGCAAGGAAGCUCGUAGCGAGUGUGCUGAAGAAUGUUGGGAAACCCUUGAAAUCUAGCAGAAGGGAAGCCUCUGACAAAGCAUCCUCGCAGGCUUCCCUUCACAAAGCCACCCGAGAAGCUGCUGGAAGUGUCUUGCAAUCCUUUGUAGCUUCUCACUCUGAGCAAGAGUUUGGUGCUGAAUAUUCUGAAACCAUGGAGCUUCCCACCAACCAUCUCCCUCCGCAGCCAUCCCAGGUGCCUCUGUCAUGGCAGAGCUGGAAGGAAGGACGAGGCUCAUCAGAAGAGCAGAGCCCAGCAGCAAGCAAGAGAGAAAAGUUGCCCACGAUCCAACCAAUACGAAGCGCUGCUGAGGUCUCUCGCCUGAGUCGCAGCACUUUAAAGUUGAGCACUGAAAAUGCCAUCUCCAAAGUGAAAGAGGAGGAGCAAGAAGAAUUGCUUCUUAGGCGUGCCAAAACCAUUGUCACUGAUGCAGUUUUAAGAGCAAAGAAAAAUGUAGAGAAUGAGCUGCAAGCAAAGGCCUUAAGUGCAGCGUUGGAUGCCAACACCAUGGCAUCUGGGACGGUGGGCUCUGUAUCAGCGCAGAGCUCGAAGGCUCAGGCUGCACGUGGGCUACAACUGAGCUCCAGGAGGCCUGUUGUCAAAGAGCCCUGCCCAAGAGGUGGCAAGGAGAGCUGUCCCUCUAAGGACCUCCAAAGCUCACCUGACCUCAUGCCCCCCAUCCGGGGAGGCUCUGAGUGAGUUGCUCCUGGCAUGCCUGAAUACAUUCAGAAGUCCCUGGAUUGCACCUCUUUCACACACAUGUGGGAAACCCAAAUGGAGCAGAAGCCAGGGAACACCACCAGCACCUUCCCCUCCACGGGCCUGCAGUCUGCCAGACAGCCCAUCCCUCCAGCACGUCCCAAUCACCCUGCCCAGACAGGAGCUCGGUGUGCAGGGUCGUGUGUCAAGGCCAUGCUGUCCAGGCCCGAGGAGCUCAGGGCACCUCCUCCAAGACCAGAAUGAAGCCUUUCUAUGACUCUACGACCAUACAAUUCACUGUUCAUGUUUGUUAACCGCAUCACACUUUUGUUCUUCAGACUUAAGAGAAACCGUACAACAUUAUUGCUGAUCUUUAGCCUAUCAUCAGCAAAGAAGGACUCUGAAAUACUCUGGAAGUGUCUCCUGAAAGCCAUGAUUAUGCACUGACCUCCAGAUUUACUGCAUGUAACCUAAUUCAUUGCAUUUUCUACAAGAUGGUCAGGAAAAAAAAAAUCGAUAGUUAUUUGCAUUGAGAAAACCCUUCUCACAGCAAAAGCACACAGCAGGUGUUGCUGAGCUGUGUUUAAGCCUGACCCUUGGUUUAUUUGUUGCACAGAUUUUAUGACGUUGCAGCAUCUUGACAUCCUUAGCAGGUAUCCUUUCUGAUGUGGCAAUUUCUGGAGUAUGCUUCAGGGUCAAGUAAGCCUCUGUGAGCAGCCAGUGUUUGAUUGCUUAAUUCUGCAGAGUGUAUGUGUUUAUAGCACAACUCUCCUGUGCUGCUACUCUCCAUCUGAAUUGGCUCUACUCCACUUAUUCAGCCACAUACAGGGAAAAUGUUUUUGUUUUCCCUUCUUAUUCCGCUGAUGAAUCCUGAAGCAGUGAAUUUGGAACUAGACAAUCUAUGAAGCCACUUCCAACCCAAGGCAUUCUAGGAUUCCAUCAAUCAGAAGCUCUGCAGACACUCUGAUUGGGUAUUCUGCAGCAUAUUCAGAUUGCUUGCAAUGUCAUGUUGGUUUAAUAGUGCUGUUAAACCACACAGUGUGCUAUAUGUUCUACUUGUCAGUAUAAUAAAGAAGAAUGCCGUAUUUUUCCCCCUUAACAUCCACCAUUUGAACAUGUUGUUCCAUUAUCCCAUCCUGCUCAUGCCUUGGUCACUGUGUCAUCUACUCUGAAAGACAACCUCAUACGCAUGUCCAAAUGAAGGGGAAAGUUCCUUGUUACCUACUGCAAAAUAAACAAAUAAAUUUAAA